Molecule: messenger RNA, 1180 nt
Organism: Spirometra erinaceieuropaei
Lineage: Eukaryota; Metazoa; Platyhelminthes; Cestoda; Diphyllobothriidea; Diphyllobothriidae
Source: the annotation of a GenBank genome assembly
AUGAGCCAACGCCAAGUCCUCCAGGGUUUUAAUGUUUCUUCUCUCUGACACCACAUUUUCUAGUAUUUGACCAGUAUCAGAAAUCACGAGUCCAAUUUGUGCAAACGGUUGCCGAGCUCUCGAAUAGACCUCAAAAUAUAGAGACACUGUUACAAUGUGGUGUGUUAUCACUUUUGAGGCCCCUGUUACUUGACGUUGUGCCGAAUGUCCAGCAGAACGCUGCUAUCGCAAUUGGGAGACUAGCAAAUCACAGCGAAGAGCUGGCAAGUUGCGUUGUGAAAUCUGAAAUACUCCCACAACUCGUAUAUUCCAUAUCUGAGCAGAAUGUAUGUUGUUCGGAUUAAUUUUGAUAUGUGCAGAGGUUUUACAAGAAAGCUGCUGCGUUUGUCUUGCGAUCCGUGGCUAAACACUCGGCUGAGCUUGCUGAAAAGGUGGUCGAAUCUGGAGCACUUGACUCACUUGUGUCAUGCCUGGAGGAAUUUGAUGUCGGUGUAAAAGAGAAUGCCGCAUGGAGCCUGGGAUACAUCGCGCGACACAACGCCAACCUAAGUCAGAUGGUCGUCGACGCCGGAAGUAUUCCGCUACUCAUACUUUGCCUUCAGGAACCUGAUAAUAAUCUCAAAAGAGCGGCUGCUAGUUCAUUGGGUGACAUUGCGAAACACUCCCCUGAUCUGGCCCAAAGUGUUAUCGAUGCUGGCGCAAUUGCCUAUUUAUCUAAACAUGUCACGAAUGCAUGCCCCAAACUCAAAGUAAAUAAGUUUAAGUUUCAUAUUAGUCUCAGAGACAAGCCUUUGCGUCCCUAGCACAAAUUGCAAAGCAUACUGCAGACUUCGCCGACCUAGUUGUUGAGUCCGAAAUCUUCCCCGCCAUCUUAAUAUCCCUCAAGGACAAAGACGAAGGAGUUCGGAAGGAAUGUGCAACGCUCAUACGGGAGAUAUGCAAACACACUUUGGAACUAAGCCAGCUUAUCGUUAAUUCGGGAGGAGCAGCCGCAAUCGUUGACUACAUAGGCGAGGCCUACGGGAACGCCAAUCUGCCUGGGAUAAUGGCCCUAGGCUACAUCGCCGCGCACUCCGAGAGAUUAGCAAUGGCGAUAAUUCACUCACUUGUAAGCCAGAGUUUUAAAUUGAUUGCCCUAGGGAAUACCUCAACUCAAGUCGGCGCUGGUGAAAGAAAAUGA